Messenger RNA from Lagenorhynchus albirostris (white-beaked dolphin), 1306 nucleotides. It is a transcript of the gene APOF, whose product is annotated as apolipoprotein F. Lineage: Eukaryota; Metazoa; Chordata; Mammalia; Artiodactyla; Delphinidae. Gene Ontology annotation, biological process: cholesterol metabolic process. The record is from RefSeq and is a predicted model, not a curated record.
GCUCCGGACAUGCGUGGUCUCAGACUCAUCAUGGUACCAGCUGAGCUACUUCUUUGCUGCUUCCUGCUGCACGCUGUGGAUGCCAUUCCAUAUGGAAACCAGACAAACGUCUUGGUGCAUCUUCACUCAUCCUUGGGAUCCUGGCUACCUUCCUCAGCCCCAUUGUCUUGCCGGGCCCUGCUCCCCAAAUCCCUGCCUGGCUUCACCCACAUGGCCCUUCUCCCCAAGUUCCUGGUAGGCCUGCCCCUGAUGAUUGCCUUGGAGAAAGCUGGCUGUCAAGCUGAUGUACGGGUCCUGCAGCUUCAGCUCUACCGCCAGGGGAGUGUAAAGGCGACACAGAUCCUCAUCAGACAUCUUCAAGAGCUCGAGAAAAGCAGAAGCACAGGGACGGGAGUGUCAGUGGAUGCCCUGGCCUCUGCUCUGCAGCUGUUGGCCAGGGAGCACCCAGACCCAGAGAGGGCCCGACGAUCCCUCUCCAUCAAGGACUGUGAGCAGGAGCAGGAGCAGAGUGUGCACAAUGUAGUCCAGCUGUUGCCAGGAGUGGGAACCUUCUACAACCUGGGCACAGCAUUGUAUUAUGCUGUUCAGAACUGCUCGGACAAGGCCAAGGAACGAGGCCGAGACGGGGUCAUAGAUCUGGGUUAUGAACUUCUGAUGGCCAUGGCUGGAUUGUCAGGGGGGCCCACGGGAGUAAUGAUCAGUACUUCACUUAAACCUAUAGUGAAGGCUGGGGUUCAGCGGGUGAUCCAGUAUUAUAAUGAGAGAGAGGUGAACAGCCCUCCACCAGAGACCAGCAAGGAGGUCUUGGGGGGCACCUAAUUGAGUCACCUGGAAGAAACAACUACCAUGGCCCCUUUGGUAUCAGUAGUAAGUUCAGUUCCUUACUGGCAGUGGACCUUACUCUAUGACUAUGGCUUAGAUCCUAGGGAUGGGAAUACUACUGAGAUAUAAAAGAAGGUGGUAUGGAAUUCCUUGGCUGUCCGGUGGUUAGGACUCCACUCUUUCACUGCCCAAGGGGCCAGGUUCAAUCCCUGGUCGGGGAACUAAGAUCCCCGUAAGCUGCGCAGCAAUCAAUCAAUUAUAAAAGAAGUGGUGGGACUUCCCUGGCGGCCCAGUGGUUAAGAAUCCACACUUCCACUGCAGGGGGUGCGGGUUUGAUCCCUGGUGGGGAAACUAAGAUCCUGCAUGCCAGCUCAGUGCAGCCAAAAAAAAAAAAAAAGGUGGUAAACAUGAUGACUGGAUCUAAUAUUCUGACAAGUUGUACGUGUGUGUUCAAAAUCCAAAUCUCUGAUUUUUUUUAUCAAGG